Messenger RNA from Helianthus annuus (common sunflower), 1397 nucleotides. Its product is annotated as gibberellin 2-beta-dioxygenase 1. Bases 99 to 1082 code for a protein of 327 amino acids. NCBI's taxonomy places the organism in Eukaryota, Viridiplantae, Streptophyta, Magnoliopsida, Asterales, Asteraceae. The transcript has 3 exons. The record is from RefSeq and is a predicted model, not a curated record. Gene Ontology annotation, biological process: response to light stimulus; gibberellin catabolic process.
UCUUCAUUGUAUCUUCAUACUCUUGAACUCCCUUUUCAAUUCUCAAUACACCCAAAUCAUCUAUCUUUCAAAUAUUUAAUCUGUAACAACUUUCAACCAUGGUGGCUCUGUCAAAUCCUCUAAUGGAACAGUUCUUUGUGAAACCAUCUAAACCAAACACAACCCCAUUAAUCAUUCCAGACAUCCCUCUCAUUGACCUCUCGAAACCCGAAUCAAAACACAACCUUGUUAAGGCCUGUCAAGAUUUCGGAUUCUUUAAGGUUGUUAAUCAUGGAGUUCCUGCAAAGUACAUCACUAAACUCGAAUCCGAAGCGGUUAAGUUCUUCGAUUCUCCGCUUUCUGUCAAACAAAAAUCCGGUCCACCCAACCCGUUCGGUUACGGGAACAAAAGCAUUGGUAGAAAUGGUGAUGUGGGUUGGGUCGAAUACCUUCUUCUCAACACGAAAGCCGAAUCCGUUUACCCGGAUAAUUUUCGGGGCGUUGUUAAUGAUUACGUGACUUUAGUGAAAAACAUGGCGUGUGAAAUUAUGGAACUAUUAGCGGAUGAAAUGAAAUUGCAGCCAAGAAAUGUGUUCAGCAAGUUGUUAAUGGAUGAACAGAGUGACUCUGUUUUUAGGCUAAAUCACUACCCCCCAUUUCCGCAGUUUCAAGAAAAUGAAACAAAUGGCCGAAAACUGGUCGGGUUCGGAGAACACACAGACCCGCAAAUCAUCUCGGUUUUACGAUCUAACAACUCAUCCGGGCUUGAAAUCUUAUUGAGAGACGGAAGUUGGAUGUCGGUUCCUCCUGAUUCCGAAUCUUUCUUUGUCAAUGUUGGCGAUUCAUUACAGGUGAUGACCAAUGGAAGAUUCAAGAGUGUGAAGCAUAGGGUGGUCGCAAACGGCACAAAGAGCAGGGUGUCAAUGAUAUAUUUUGGUGGACCACCACUAAGUGAGAAAAUAGCACCACUACCAUCACUCAUGGAAGAAGAAGAAGACAGCUUGUACAAGGAGUUCACUUGGUUCGAGUACAAGAAAUCCGCGUACAAAACAAGAUUAUCUGAUAACCGGCUUGGUAUGUUUGAAAAGAUCACAGCAUCUUAGGGGUUAACGUUAUGUUCUUUGUUAUUUUUUUCCUAUUUGAUUGUUAUGUACGGUAUAGUCCUAGUCGUAUUAAGUAACAUGCAAAUGCAACAACUCAAAACUCUUUUAGAGUAUCUUUCGCCCCACAUUUCUUAACUUGGCCAGGCUGUUGUGGCUACGUUGAUGGACCUUGGUCGGUCAUACUAUGGACCAUGAACAUAAGCAUCAUGCCUUUUGGCAAUGUCUUGAUGGCACCACUUUGUACUGUUUAUGGGAAUGUGGGAUCUUCUAGUAUGUGUAAAAUAAUAAAGAUGUGUAGCCUUUUGUUUGGAAACA